This is a messenger RNA of Cricetulus griseus (Chinese hamster), 3700 nucleotides long. The record is from RefSeq and is a predicted model, not a curated record. Lineage: Eukaryota; Metazoa; Chordata; Mammalia; Rodentia; Cricetidae.
ACCAUAUAAUGAAGGGAACAGAAGAGUCGGAAUCCUAUGUAGAGCCUGAAAUUAAGAGGAAAUUACAGCAGAAACGGCAUUGUAGUACUUAUCAGCUAUCUCCACUGUCCCCUGCCUCAAAGAAGUGUUUGACCCAUUUAGAGGUAUCUGAACAGCGUGAAUAUUGCCCAAAAUGUGGAAAAGAAAAAGAAAAUCAGACCAAAUGCCAAAGUUGUGGUAUUGUUUUUCAUAAUGAUUUGCAAAGAAAUUGCAGACAAGCUAUAACUUUGCAUGAAUCCACUGGACCAUUACUAAGAACAUCAAUUCAUCAGAAUUCUGGAGGACAGAAGUCACAAACCACAGGAUUAACAGCUAAGAAGUUUUAUGGUAACAAUGUGGAAAAGAUUCCAGUUGAUAUUUUGGUGACUUGUGAUGCUAGUAGACAUAAUUACAUACAGACUAAUGGAAAAGUGAUUUUACCUGGGGGAAAAAUACCUAAAAUUACAAACCCGAAAGAACGAAAGACAAGCGUGUCAGAUCUAAAUGAUCCAAUAAUUUUGUCAAGUGAUGAUGACGACGAUGACAGGACUAACAGAAGAGAAAGCAUAUCCCCACAGCCUGCCGACUCGGCAUGUUCUUCCCCAGCACCAUCUACUGGAAAAGUGGAAGCUGCACUAAAUGCAAAUAUUUGCAGAGCAGAGCAGGAAUCUAGAAGCAAUCCAGCAGAAUCGGAGUUAAAUACAGUUGUCAUACCAAGAAAAGCAAGAAUGAAGGACCAGCUUGGCAAUCCCAUCAGCACACCUCUAAAACGUCGUAAAAUAAACACUCAUGGAAAUUUAAUUCACACUAUGUCACUGCCACACUGCCAAGACUUUGAAAGUGUCAUUUUAAACUGCCGAAGUAUACGAGUUGGAACACUCUUCCGACUAUUGGUAGAGCCUGUGAUUUUUUCUUUAGAGUCAAUCAAGAUACAUCUAGAUGGACCAGAAAGUGAUCCUGUAGAGAUUGUUUUAAAUACCUCUGAUCUAACUAAAUGUGAAUGGUGUAAUGUCCGGAAAUUACCAGUAGUGUUUCUCCAGGCAGUACCACCAAUUUAUCAAAAGCUGAGCAUGCAGCUGCAAAUGAAUAAAGAAGAGAAAGUUUGGAAUGAUUGUAAAGGAAUGAACAGGUUAACAAGUUUAGAAGAACAGUACAUUAUUUUAAUUUUUCAAACUGGCCUUGAUCCUCAGGCAAAUGUGGUCUUUGAAAGUAUCAUUACUGACAUUGGUAUAAAGAAUAAUGUUUCCAACUUUUUUGCGAAAAUUCCUUUUGAAGAAGCCAAUAGCAGACUUGUUGCCUGUACAAGAAGCUAUGAAGAGAGCAUCAAAGGAAAUUGUGUGCAAAAAGAGAACAAAGUGAAAACUGUGUCCUUUGAAUCUAAGAUACAACUUAGAAGCAAAAAAGAAUUGCAGUUUUUUGAUGAUGAGGAAGAAGCUGGAGAGAGCCACACCAUCUUCAUUGGCCCUGUAGAAAAAUUGAUAGUGUAUCCACCACCUCCAGCUAAGGGAGGCAUCUCUGUUACCAAUGAGGACCUGCACUGUCUAAGUGAAGGAGAGUUUUUAAAUGAUGUUAUUAUCGACUUUUAUUUGAAGUACUUGGUGCUUGAAAAACUGAGGAAAGAAGAUGCUGAUCGAAUUCAUAUAUUCAGUUCUUUUUUCUAUAAACGCCUUAAUCAGAGAGAGAGGAGAAAUGCUGAGACAACUAACCUGUCAAUACAACAAAAACGACAUGGGAGAGUAAAAACAUGGACCCGACAUGUAGAUAUUUUUGAGAAGGAUUUUAUUUUUGUACCCCUUAAUGAAGCUGCACACUGGUUUUUGGCUGUUGUUUGUUUUCCUGGUUUGGAAAAACCAAAAUAUGAACCUAACCCUCAUUACCACGAAAAUGCAGUCAUACAAAAAAGUUCAACUGCACAGGACAGUUGUGUUUCUUCUGCCAGUGAAAUGGACAGUUGUUCACCAAACUCUUCUGCCAAGCCCGUGAUUAAGAAGAUGCUAAACAGAAAGCAUUGCUUGACUGUCACUGCGUCCAGUGCUGGACAGGAAGAAAGUGAGCCUUGUUAUCGGAGAAACACAUACAGUGUGAAAUGCAGUGUGAAAAAAAAAAAUCAUGCUAUAAGUGAAAACGAAGAAUCAAAUAACAGAGAAUCUGCAUGCCACGAAGUUACUGAUAGAACUAAAAGUGAGAAUGACCUACAGGAUGAAUGUUUAAAUUCUGUACAUCAUCCAGAUGCCUUAAGCAAAAUCAGACUAAACUACGGGGAUCAGUCAGCUGAAGGUGGCAAAAUGCUUGAAGAUGAACUCAUUGACUUCUCAGAGGAUCAGGAUGACCCGGAUGAUAGCAGCGAUGAUGGACUCCUUGCUGAUGAAAACUACACUUCAGAAAUAGGACAGUGGCAUUUAAAGCCUACUGUCUGUAAACAACCUUGUAUCCUACUUAUGGACUCACUCAGAGGCCCGUCUCGGUCAAAUGUUGUCAAAAUUCUAAGAGAGUAUUUAGAAGUAGAAUGGGAGGUUAAAAAAGGAAGCAAAAGAAGUUUUUCCAAAGAUGUUAUGAGAGGUUCCAACCCAAAAGUUCCACAACAGAACAACUUCAGCGACUGUGGCGUAUACAUACUGCAAUAUGUAGAGAGCUUUUUUGAGAACCCAAUACUAAAUUUUGAGCUACCUAUGAACUUGAUGAACUGGUUUCCUCCACCCAGAAUGAAAACAAAAAGAGAAGAGAUCCGAAACAUAAUUCUGCAGCUGCAGGAAGAGCAGAGUAAAGAGAAGAGGCUGCUGAAGGACACUUCUUCAGCAGAAGCAUCCUUAGGAGAUGGAGCAGAGCAGUAUGCCGGCAGUGUGUCAGAGUGACUAAGAGGCUGGGGCUUGUAGCUCCAGAAAUCACAUGGCGUUCACCAUGGGUUAUAGACAGUACAGAGCUGAAGUGCUCACUGCUCAGAGAUUUGGGGAAUUUUAAUGCUGUAAAAAUGUCACAUAAGUAAUUUCCAAAGGAGUAUGUAUUAAGUAAAAGUCUGUAAAUAUGUUAAUGAGGCCAAUUUUUCCAACAUUUAUAAUUAUUUUUUUCACUUUUAGGGAACCUUUGUUAUGUAUUUUCUGUUAAUAGUACUGAAACUGCAACUUCUAAACACAAAUAAAUAAACUAUUUAUAGGAGGAAAUGAUUAAUUUCAUAUUCUUUAGUGAACUUGUAUAAUUCCUCAGAGUGUGAUUUUAUUUCAUGGGAAUAUAUAUAAGUAUCUAUGUUUUUUUAAACCUCUGUUCUAAAAUACUCAAAAAUGUGAAAAUAUAAUUGUUAGAGACAUUUUAAACUAAAAAAAAUGAGUCUUUAUAUGCUUGCAUAGCAAGAAAAAUGAACAUCUUUUCAAUUCAUGCUUUCAUGUGUUGAGAGAACCCCCAACUGUAGUAAAUAUUACACUUUUACACAGAUACUUAACAACAUUAAGCAAUCAAAGCCAAUGCGCCUUGACUUCUACUCGUAAAGCAUAACUGCACUGGCGUACACUCUGCGACUCAGGUGAAAACUAUCCUGGCAAGUGCAGCUUGAAUAUCAAAUAUCCAAUAUUACCUUUGUAUUUUAUCUUACAGUAUGCUGCAACCUGUAUGAUAGAACUAGUUAAAGAAAUGUUUUUAAUCCCUGUAAACACAGGAAUUCAAAUAGGAAUUUAUUUUUUUGUAACUUCUA